AUGGACCCCUCCAAACAACCCCCUCAGGGUGAUCCGCCUCCACGAUUCAUAGAUAACGACCCAAACACCACGGCUACGACUCAAUCCGAUUAUGACUUGUCGGAUUCUUUGAAUCGUUUGACUCUAGCGAAUGCUGCUGCUAUCCCUCUACCUGCAUCUCCAUCUAUCUCACCUCCCCAUGAUGGCCUGUCGCGACCCAGUCCCCCCAUCGCUAUCGCAGUCGACCGCGCGCCGACCCCGAAACGCGCCUCCAGCUCCAGCUCAAAUACUCUGCGUGAUGAACACGGUAGACCAAAUUCAACUCUUCAAAAACGUCCAUCUACUACAUCUCUACGAUCAGUGUCCCAACCAACUGCUCCCCCGAUCGCGGGUGCCCACGCGCCGACCCCAAGACGUACCCCCAGCUCCAGCUCUCUACGCGACGAGCGCCGCAAAUCGAUCCCAACACUACAGAAACGUCCAUCUGCUGCGUCGCUAAGAUCAACUGGCCCUACCUCACCUAUUCCAGCCUCUUCGCGACACGCCUCUGCAAACUUUCCGGGAUCUCCAACGAGCGCAACCUCGCCCGCGAUGCCUACGCGCUUGGCAUUCUCCCCCACAGAGGUGCAAGGCCCGACGGCGGCUUCAGUAGCAGCCGAGCACUUUCGCAAAGAGGUGGACCUACACCAGGUUGUGGACCUCAAGUCGAAAACAGUGGUGGUGGUUCAUGAUGCCUGCUACGGACACCGUUUUUCACGACCCCGCGCUUCGAAGGCAUUACUAGCUUCGAUCGUGGAGAGGCCGGAGCGCAUUCGUGCCUGUGUAUUGGGAAUAUCUGCGGCAUAUGUCCGUAUGGGAUGUCGACAUGAGGGAGAGCGCUUCGCGCCACGCCCCGAUCUAGAUCUACAUUUGCUUCCCCCACCGCCGUUCCAGAUUCGCAAGACGUCGCGUUCGCUGCCAUUACAUGACAAUGCUGUUACACAUGUCCAUGGUAAUCAGUGGAUGACGGAUCUGAAGAGUAUGUGUGAUGUCGCCGAGUCACGCUUAGCCCUGAGUGGGAAGGAACUUGUACGACCGCGAACUGAGGGCAGUGAAGGUGCUGCCAAUACGCCGCAACUUCACUCUGGUGAUCUUUAUCUAUGCUCUGAAUCGCUGGAUGCUUUUCAGGGUGCGCUAGGUGGCGUGUGUGAUGGAAUCGAUGCGGUUUUUGAUCACGGCCCGACUACGCGCGCCUUUGUUUGCAUUCGACCACCGGGUCACCACUGCUCAGCUGAUUUCCCUUCGGGCUUUUGUUGGGUUAACAAUGUUCUUGUUGGAAUAUCUUAUGCGGCUAUGAAUCACGGAUUGACCCAUGCGGCUAUCUUGGAUUUCGAUUUACAUCAUGGCGACGGGUCUCAAGAUAUUGUAUGGGAUCAUAACUAUAAAGCGUCGAUGGCCCCACGGAAUGCGCCAGCCUACAAGAAGACCGCGAUUGGAUACUACAGUCUCCAUGAUAUCAACUCCUACCCCUGUGAGGGUGGCGACCCAGACAAAGUGCGCAAUGCAAGCGUAUGUGUUGACGGUGCCCAUGGCCAAUCUGUCUGGAAUGUCCACUUGGAGACAUGGGAGAACGAGGCAGAGUUCUGGGAACUGUACCGGACCAAGUACAUCACAUUGAUCCACAAAGCGCGCAAGUUCCUGCGUGCUCAGUCCCAGAGACUGGCUGAUAUUCCCAAUGGGCCUGCUCCCAAAGCUGCCAUCUUCAUCUCGGCGGGUUUCGAUGCUAGCGAGUGGGAGGGUACUGGCAUGCAGCGGCACAAAGUCAACGUUCCAACUGAAUUCUAUGCUCGCUUUACGGCUGAUGUUGUGCGGAUGUCUCAGGAAGAGGGUCUUGGUGUUGAUGGGCGUGUGAUCAGCGUUUUGGAAGGUGGUUACAGUGACCGAGCCUUGACAAGUGGUGUUCUCAGUCACCUUGCAGGGCUAGGUGAUUCUAAUACAUCUCAUGACGAGUCUUCUCCUGCAGGGAUUGAAUACGAGAGCAAGUGGUGGUCUGCAGAUCAUCUCUCUGACCUGGAGACGCUCACGUCCCCACACGUCAAGCGCGAGAAAACAGCACCUACUUUCCUCGCCUCGACAAAAUCAUUCGAUGCAAAGGUUCUCUCCAUGCGUGAUCGCAAGUCGUUCGGCUCUCACAACGGCAUUGUUCCAAGCCUGCCCCCUCCCCCGGAGGUCGACUGGGCGACUGCAGCGUACGAGCUGUCCAAGGUUCUCAUCCCGGAGGAGAGCCGCCAGACUAUGAGCUGCCGCUCUGAGGAUCUGAAUGCGGAGGCAUCCCGUCAGCGCCGCGAGCGCCAAUUAGCCUUGGAAGGCAUCAAAGUCGCGGCUGUUCCACCUCGUCCGCCCCCAGAGGAGAAACGACAGCUCCGUGUACGAAAGGCCAAGUCUCCAACUCCAUUUUCACCGAGACCGGCGACACCUCGGCAACAGGCCAUUCUCAAGAACCGUCGCAGAACAAUUGAUGGGGAUGACUUGCCUGACCCGUCGGCAGAGGUGUCUCCGUCUGUGGAUGCAAGCCGCAGGAAGAGUACCAACACAAGCACGAUGUCAACCCAGCCCAUCAGUAUGGGUGAUUUGACUGGCUCCCGAGAUCAACCGCUUGCGGUGGACACUGCUGUCACGGCUACGCCUUCUAAAGUUGUCGGUGCGCGAAAGACGAGUGGCGGUUCCCGAGCAGGCACCCCCAGACGUUCUGCAAGUCCUAGAAAGGCACCUCCAAUACCCAAAGUGCCAACGGUUUACUUGCCCUCCAAGCUUUCGGAUGAAGUAACCCCGACAGAGUCGGCCAACGACGUCGAGAACCUCUCCGCUGGUCUCCGUAGGAUCAAGCUCGUCGUGCCCUCCCCCGAAGAGCAAGCAGCCCGUGACAAAAAGGCGGCCGACGAGCGCAGGUUACCCUCGACCAAGACUUCAAAAUCCCCUGGCAGAUCCCCCCGAAAGGCCAGCGGUACCAGAACACCCCGUGGCAAGACAACAUCUGCACGCUCCUCCAUCGCACAAAGCAGCUCGUCGCCUCCACUCCCCAUCGCCGAUCUUGUAAAACAAGAAAACACCGAAUCCCAAUCUAUCUCUUCCCCAUGGGAAUCAGCCGAAUCCAGCAUCAUGGACACGAGCAUGCAAGAUUCCGAAGCAUCGCAAUGGUCCUCCGCCCCAUCCAUUCCAUCAUCUACAUUCCAACCAUCCUCGCACUUCGAGAACAACACUACUCCCCCCUUGACACCAAAUCUGACUCAAGCCCCCCAACUACCAGGCCCACAAUCAAAUACUUACACGCCCCCAAUGGCCGCUGGGCAAACCAAGCAAGGUUUACCUGUCUUCACAUCCAGCAGUCCUAUUCCCUUUGCUACGCCUGGGAAUCCACAGAUGAAUCCUGGACAGGAAAAUCAACCGCCGCUGCCAUCUGCGCAGAAACCGAACGAGAAGGAGAAGGAGAAGGAGAAGGAGAUAUAUGAGGGCAGUGGACGGCUUUAUCACAAUCACCCCCCGAAUUAG
Penicillium daleae is the source of this 3507-nucleotide messenger RNA. RefSeq names its product histone deacetylase hosB. The transcript has a single exon. NCBI's taxonomy places the organism in Eukaryota, Fungi, Ascomycota, Eurotiomycetes, Eurotiales, Aspergillaceae. The record is from RefSeq and is a predicted model, not a curated record. The coding region runs from base 1 to 3507 and encodes 1168 amino acids. Gene Ontology annotation, molecular function: histone deacetylase activity. Gene Ontology annotation, cellular component: nucleus.